Messenger RNA from Limulus polyphemus (Atlantic horseshoe crab), 910 nucleotides. RefSeq names its product heparan sulfate 2-O-sulfotransferase 1-like. Gene Ontology annotation, molecular function: sulfotransferase activity. Lineage: Eukaryota; Metazoa; Arthropoda; Merostomata; Xiphosura; Limulidae. Bases 95 to 910 code for a protein of 271 amino acids. Gene Ontology annotation, cellular component: membrane. The transcript is spliced from 6 exons. The record is from RefSeq and is a predicted model, not a curated record.
ACACGAACAGGGACUCAAAAUACAAGCAGAGGAAGACGACGUUCACGCAAUAAGUUAAACAGUUUAAUAGGGAAAGAAGUGCAGUACAAUUAGAAUGAGAUUGUUUCGUUUAAUUAAAAAUACUUUUAUUCCUGGUGUUUUCUUCUUCGCCGUUGUUUUGUUUUUCUACGAUUUCGGGCAUCUUUAUCCUAAAGAUAUUCAGAGUAACAUACUCAUCCAAACUGACCGGAAAAGUCCUUCCAAUCGAACCAGGUUAGAAAAUCAAGUUACAAAAACGAAUCACCUGCAAGAAAAGAAACUGAAAGGAUACAGUGCGAAUUACGUCAGUACAGGGAUCAAGGAGACAGAUCCCCACAUCCUGAUGUAUAAUCGCGUUCCCAAGUCUGGCAGUGAGACUAUGACUAUGCUCAUUUCUACGUUAUCUCAUCUCAACGACUUCGAACACUAUAGAUCUUCAGUCUUCAAUAAGCGACAGCUUAGUAAAGACGAACAGAGGGCCUUCGUCCUUGAGGUGAUGAAACAUAAACCUCCUUUUGCUUAUGACCGACACAUUUACUUUACGAAUUUCUUCGAAUUUAAUUACACUAACCCUAUUUAUAUAAACACCAUGCGGGAUCCCGUGGAAAAGGUUAUUUCGCGGUUCUUCUUCUGGAGAGUCCCUGGUAUUCCAGUCUACGAAGAGCUAAAAGCGGCGGGAAAAGUAAACAUUUCUAAAACAGAAUGGCUAAAAAAGAAAUGGUUUGCCCGAAUUAACUCGGCAGAAAUCAAAAACAAGAAUUCGCAGAAGAAGGUGAUCUCUGAAGAAGUGAAAAAAAUCUUAAAGAAAAAUCUUACUAUGGAAUAUGAAUUUUACGAGUUUAUUCGUGAAAGGCUCCACGAACAAUUUAACCGUUUAAGGCUAAAGACUUGA